CCAGAAACAUCAAGAAAGGUAGUAACUGUAGGGAACGUAAGGGUUUAGACGGUAAACUAGGAGUAAUUAGAAAAAGAGAGGAGAGGAAGUGGAGUUCCACGCAAGAGAGAUCGUGUGAUCUUAGUAGCCAUAGAUUUAAAAAAUAUGAAUUUAGUUUGUUGGUUUGUUUUACCGGAAUAGACGUGUGUGAUUAAUAAAAAAUUGUGGAAGUGAAAAAACGUGUCCCAGGUUCAUUAAAAAAUGGAAAAUCACUACAAUGGCGCAAAGGCUCCCAGGGGGCAAAGAAAAGAAAAAACGAACGGACCUACUAAGCAAGAUUACGCUAGAGCAUUGAAGGCAGAAAAGCGGCGUAAUGCUUAUUUGAUAGCUAAACUCAAGAACAUUCGUAACAAGAAUCAAACGACCUCUGAAUGGUUCGAAGAACCUAGUGGCUCAGGAGAUAGUUAUUCUGCUGAUUUCAUACGCCGAAGUUCCACCAUGCGAGAAAGUUUCCACCCAAAUGGCAACGAUGUUUCGAUUUUCACCUCAAUGUCGUUUGCAUCGUUAAACAUAAGUGAAUGUAAACCAAUAGAUGGUGAAGACGAUAUCGACAAAAAAAGCUUUGAACAUUGGAAAGACCUUCUCGAAGCUUCGAUGCAGUUCGCAGGAGUGAUGGACGAGUAUUCUAAGAUGAGUAUCUUUAAGAUAAAAGCAGGAUCGAAAUUGAUGGAGACGCUUGAUGGUACUACCUCCCGUGAUGACGAUCCGGAUGUAUCAAUCUGCCCGUAUUCGAAUGUAAUGUGCCGCUUGAAAAGAUAUUUUAACUCCCGUGAUUACGUUCUACUACAGCGUCAGAAACUUAAGUCAAUGUCUCAGAAGGAAGACGAGUCGGAUCUAAAAUAUGUGAGAAGAGUUGCAGCGGUUGCCAAGCUUUGUGACUACAGCGAAGAUCAAAUGAUGGAGAAUAUUGCUGAUGUGGUCCAGUCACACGCAUUAAAUCAGAAAGUGCGCGAAGCUGGCCGGAAAAUCAUGAGAAAAGGUGGCAAACUCACCGAACUCUUAGAUAAGAUCCGCGGGUACGAAAUCGAACAUCUAAACGAACAAACUUUCCUGAAAAAUCAUCAAAAUACCAAUUCAACAUAUAAGCAAGUAGCAGCCGUUGAAUAUGAGCAACGAAUGCAUGGUGGAAGUUUUCGCCCUCAGCAUUCUUUUGUUUCCAAAGCUGUGAGCAAGCCUUACACGGUGGCGUAUAAUCAACCCAGAUCGUUCGAGAAUUUUCGUGGUAGAGGAACUAUGCGAAGAGGAAUGAAUAGAAGCGUCGUAGCUGGUCAAAGGCCUUGCUGGAGAUGUACCGGGACUUUCCAUCGCCCAUAUGAGUGUCAUGCGAUCAACAAGGUGUGCCGCAACUGUCAGCGCGUAGGACAUAUCGAACGAGCUUGUAACCAAAUGUUACAAGCAGCAUCAAGGAAACGUCACAUCGUAAACGAUAAAGAUAUCUCCGACCCCGAAAAUGCGAAAAAUUGCAGCAAUUACCGAAACGGAUCAUGAAAUCAUCGAAGAUGACAAAGAUUCUAAAAUACCAAUUACCGAUGUGUGUAUUGAUCAACCGAUAAACCAUUCGACCAGUGGCUCUACUGAAACAAUUUCGCUUGUUAAUUCAAAGGAACGAGUUGAACUCCAGGUUCGCUCAACAAGUACGACCUUUGAGUUCUUACACGCACUCCGGAAACAUUGUUGGAUUUAUCGCAGGCCUUUCCGUUGAAUUUCUAAUAGAUUCUGGAGCAGAAGUGAAUACA
Aedes aegypti (yellow fever mosquito) is the source of this 1775-nucleotide messenger RNA. RefSeq lists its product as uncharacterized. The transcript is spliced from 3 exons. The coding region runs from base 241 to 1527 and encodes 428 amino acids. Gene Ontology annotation, molecular function: nucleic acid binding; zinc ion binding. The record is from RefSeq and is a predicted model, not a curated record. Lineage: Eukaryota; Metazoa; Arthropoda; Insecta; Diptera; Culicidae.